This is a messenger RNA of Haemonchus placei, 2841 nucleotides long. The record is from the annotation of a GenBank genome assembly. Lineage: Eukaryota; Metazoa; Nematoda; Chromadorea; Rhabditida; Trichostrongylidae.
ACCAUGAAGGUUCACUCUGACACCACCGCGCCAGACAAGGAACCGAGGAAUCCGAUUCGACGGUUUGUCGAACGAAAAUUGAUCGGAAAUUUCGAUUCGGCUGAUUUCUCAGAAGCUUGGAAGCAUAAGUUCAGCCAUGCACCAACGUGGUGUGAUGCCGACAUGUCACUACAACAGAUCAGAAGGGGAGCUGCCCAAGGGAAUCGAAUCGCUUUGUAUGCACGAAGUUUCUUCCAGUAUUACCUCUUUCAAAUCGGGUGCUUUGUUCAGAAAUGGGCAUGGUCAACUGUUUUAAUUUCGUUAGUUUUGUAUACCUGUUGUUGUUAUGGCUUGAAAGAUGUUGUUAUAGAAACGGAUAUCGUAAAGCUCUGGGUUCAACAAGGUGGUCGAUUGAAUGAAGAGAUGACGUUCCUGGACAAAGUACGGGCGGAGGCAAAUCGGAUAUCCAAACGUGAAGCUGGAACUGGAGAACCGGUCGAUGCAGAAGUCAGGCGUGGACCGGAUCUUCCCCGAGAAAACGGGCUCGGCGGAGGAUUUCAGCUAGUCAUUCAAACACCUGUUCGGGAAAAGGAAAACGUAUUGUCAAAGGAGUCACUGUUACGGCAUGUCAAAUUGAUGGAGGAAAUUUCCAAAUACGAGGUUGACCUGUACGGCGAGAAGUGGACCUUGAGCGACAUCUGCUUCAAACCACCUAGCCCUAGAUUCAACACCGGCCCAUUAGCCAAACUGAUGAAUUCGCUACUCGACAAGAUUAUUCCAUGUAUUUGGAUUACUCCAAUUGAUUGCUAUUGGGAAGGAUCGAAGCCGUUGGGACCUUACCCACCAAUUUAUCUUGGGGAGGAAGUGAGUGGUUUCGUCACCUCACUACCUAAGGGUAAUGUGACGUGGAAGAAUCUGAAUCCGACAGCUGUGAUGUCUGAAGUUGGCGCUCUGUUUGAUCUCGGACCUAUUGGGAACUUCUUCGAAAGAGCCGGUAUUGGUGCAGCGUACCUUGAUCGCCCCUGUAUCGAUCCGUUGGAUCCUGAAUGUCCAAAGACGGCACCCAAUUAUUUUGAUCGAUGUGCUGCAUUGGAAAAGUUUAACGAAUGGAACAUGGCAAAACCCGAUGCCGAGAAGAUCCAGCUAGAACGUAAGCCACUGCCAGAUAAGGACGGAGAUGAAGACGGUGCAUUACAGAUUACCGAAACCAUUCUCAACGACAUUUUCGGCAUUUCAGGCCGCAAGAAGCGGGACACUACCAACACGAAGGAUUCAAAGGAGAAGCCAAAAGACGAAGACUACUAUGCUUACGAAGACUCCGAUUAUGACGUUACUUCAAUCGCAAAUGCUUCUAAGGUUAUGUGUUUGGAAUAUGGUGAAUCAUUACUGAAGUGGAUGAACGCGAAUCCCGAUCGAUGGGGCGAAUUUCUGACUCAAAAGGAAAUGCCGAAGGAUCCGGACUACGAAAAGGUGAUGACAGGUGGCUGUAAGGGCUUUGGUAAAACGAUCAUGGAAUGGCCUGAGGAUCUCAUCAUUGGAGGAAUCAAGCGUAGCAGCGGCAAACUGCGAUCGGCAGAGGCUCUUCAAAGUGUAUUUCUCGUAGCGAGCCCUUUCGAUGUAUUCAUCAGAUUCAAGGAGAAGAAGGAUACACACCCGAAUCUGGACACGGCCAGUUGGAACCCUGGCUGGGCAGAACAUGUUGUAUUCAGUUGGCAGAGGAACUUCACCAAGAAGCUCUAUGGACAUGAAGCCAAUAAAAACGUUCGUUUAUAUCCAUUCCCUAGUCAAGCGUUUCAAAAAUCAGUUUGUAAAAACCGUUUUCAGUCUGAGGAUCGUGUAUUCCAUCCACUGGCUUCUACUUCCAUAGCCGAUAUGCUUGAGGAAUUUUCACAAUUCAACUACACUAUCAUCAUUUUGGGAUACGUUCUCAUGGUAAUCUAUGCCGCCUUCACCCAAGCUAGAAUCGAGGGCCGCUGGCUGGCGAUCAGAUCGAACGUGGCUCUAUCAUUUGUUGGUGUGAUUCUUGUCACCUACGCCUCAAUUUGUGGUCUCGGCUUGUCCACUGCCCUCGGAGUCAACUUCAACGCUGCCACCACUCAGAUUGUACCAUUCUUAUCGCUUGGUCUCGGAAUUGAUGAUAUGUUCCUGUUACUACAUAACUACGAUGAGAUCAGUCAUACGAUGCGAAAAAAUGAAAUGGGAAUUCUGCUGAAGGAAACGGGCAUGUCCGUUAUGGUUACGUCCAUCAACAAUAUUCUCGCCUUCUGUGCCGGCUACGUACUUCCCAUCCCAGCCUUGAGAUCGUUCUGUGCGCAGACCGCUGUGCUACUUGCCUUCAAUUUGGCUUCGCUGAUGUUCGUCUUCCCUGCCUUCAUUGGGCUCGACCUCAGAAGAGUUCGAGCAGGCAGACGAGAUCUUGUCUACUGUGGCCCACCAGCUGAUCCCAACUUUGAAAAAGUUUCCGAGAAAAGUUCCGGUGAUCUCUCCACAAAUGAGUCUUCUAAGGCGGAUCUCACAAAUCCUACCUACAUCGAGACAUACAAUCGCGAUCAACCAUGGUACACUGUGGGUGGAUUCUUGACCAACUUGUACAUUCCACUGCUAAAAAUGAAGAUCGUCAAGGCUAUAGUAAUCGCGAUAACUCUUUGCGGAGUAACAUUCGGCUUAUAUGGAAUGUACACCACGACGUUAGGAUUGGAACUAGCUGACGUACUGCCAGAGAACACCGCACCAGCUGCGUUUAUGAGAGCUCGAGAAAAGUACUUUUCGUUCUAUCCGAUGUACGCCGUACUUCGGGGUCGAACCAUCGACAUACCGAAUCAGCAACCACUUAUCGAGGAGUAUAGAGAGGCAUUGGGUUAG